Messenger RNA from Branchiostoma floridae (Florida lancelet), 3760 nucleotides. Its product is annotated as staphylococcal nuclease domain-containing protein 1-like. The record is from RefSeq and is a predicted model, not a curated record. Gene Ontology annotation, cellular component: RISC complex; cytosol; nucleus. Gene Ontology annotation, biological process: mRNA catabolic process; regulatory ncRNA-mediated gene silencing. Bases 254 to 2917 code for a protein of 887 amino acids. Gene Ontology annotation, molecular function: nuclease activity; RNA binding. Lineage: Eukaryota; Metazoa; Chordata; Leptocardii; Amphioxiformes; Branchiostomatidae. The transcript has 25 exons.
UUUCACCAACCUUAUCGUAUUCGAUAACUUUCCUAACAAUUUCCUCCGCCUUUUCUCCCUCUAUUCACGAUUUGAUCGACUUCAAGGCCUUGUAAACUUCAUUUCUAGCUGCAGCUGGGUUUUUGAGAGUGUUGGAGGAAUCGCUAAGAAGGGGGAAAAGUUUGUUUGUUUGUGCUCACGUGACCCAUCCCACGUUGACGCUUCUUUCCUCAGCCUUUUUCAAGAGCCACUCAGCUGGGAUCUAGACGCAGAAAUGGCCGCUCCGCAAACCGUACAACGUGGGAUCGUUAAAUCGGUGCUGUCUGGUGAUGCUGUCAUCAUCCGUGGCCAGCCCAAGGGUGGCCCUCCCCCCGAGAAACAGCUGAACCUGUCCAACAUUGUGGCACCCAAGAUGGCACGUCGAGCCAACCCUAAUGUGGAGGCUUCUGUUGAGACCAAGGAUGAGCCCUAUGCCUGGGAGGCGCGGGAGUUUCUACGUAAGAUGGUGGUCGGGAAGGAGAUUUGCUUCACCGUGGAGUACAAGGUUCCAGGAACCGGCCGCGAGUACGGAUGUCUGUAUGUCGGGAAAGACCCUCAGACUGGUAAGAACGUGACGGAGGCCUUGGUGAAUGAGGGUCUAGUGGAGGUACGCAGGGGAGGCAUCAAACCCAGCGAUGACCAGGCGAAGCUGUGUGACCUUGAGGACACUGCUAAGUCUAACAGCAAGGGCAAGUGGGCCGCAGACGCUCAGUCUCACGUGCGUGACGUGGCAUGGACACUGGAGAACCCACGCAACUUUGUUGAUGCGCAUCACAACAAGCCUGUCAAAGCCAUUGUUGAACAUGUCCGAGAUGGCUGCACCCUGCGAGCGUUCCUCCUGCCGUCCUUCCAGUACAUCACCGUCAUGCUGUCUGGGAUCAAGUGCCCCAUGUUCAAACGUGAGGGGGACAAAGAAGUGGCGGAACCGUUUGCGGACCAGGCCAAGUUCUUCGUGGAGUCUCGUCUCCUCCAGCGCGAUGUGGAGAUCAUCAUGGAGGGCGUGUCCAAUCAGAACAUCCUCGGAACUGUGAUCCACCCGAAUGGCAACAUCACAGAGUUCCUGCUUCAGGAAGGGUUCGCUCGCUGUGUGGACUGGAGCAUGGGUGUGGUCACCACAGGGGCGGAGAAACUGCGCUCUGCGGAGAAAGCUGCCAAAGAGAAGCGGCUGCGUAUCUGGAAGGACUACACACCCUCGCAGGCCUCCAUUGCCAUCACCGAGAAACAGUUCACUGGCAAGGUGAUUGAGAUCAACAAUGCUGACCGCCUGGUAAUCAAGACACCUGAAAACCAGAUCAAGGAGGUGACUUUGUCCAGUAUUCGCCCCCCAAGGAUGACAGAUGACGGAGGCCCUAAGGACAACACAAAGCGUAUACGACCACUGUAUGACGUCCCGUACAUGUUCGAGGCUCGCGAGUUUCUCAGGAAGAAACUCAUUGGCAAAAAGGUGAAUGUGAGUGUUGACUACAUCAGGCCAGGCAGUGACGGGUACCCAGAGAGAACAUGUGCUACAGUCACUAUUGGCGGCAUAAAUGUAGCAGAAGCCCUUGUGAGCAAAGGCUUUGUGACUGUAGUGCGCUACAGGGCAGACGAUGACCAGAGAUCCGCACACUACGAUGAACUCUUGGCAGCAGAAGCAAGGGCUCAGAAGAACGCAAAGGGUCUUCAUAGCAAGAAGGAAGUCCCCAUCCACCGAGUAGCAGACCUCUCUGGGGACACCAACAAGGCCAGGCAGUUCCUGCCAUUCCUCCAGAGGGCCGGGCGCUCUGACGCCAUCGUGGAGUUCACGGCGAGCGGAUCACGUGUCCGCCUGUACCUGCCCAAGGAGACGUGCCUUAUCACAUUCCUGCUGGCCGGUAUCUCCUGCCCGAGGGUCCCACGCAGCUUGCCCAGCGGUACCACAGAGGGAGAGCCAUUCGGAGAAGAAGCCUUGUCCUUCACCAAAGAACUCUGCAUGCAAAGAGAGGUGGAGGUAGAAGUUGAGAACAUCGACAAGGCUGGGAACUUCAUCGGCUGGUUGUUUGUUGACGGAGUGAACCUGUCUGUGGCGCUGGUGAAGGAAGGCCUGUCCAAGGUGCACUUCACGGCCGAGCGUAGCCAGUACUACCACACCCUGGUGUCUGCAGAGGAGGAGGCCAAGAAGGAAAAGAUCAAGAUGUGGGCCAACUAUGAGGAGCCCAAGGACAUCGUGGUUGUUGAGGAGGCAGAGCGCAAUGUCAACUACAAGGACGUGGUGGUGACGGAGGUCGGGGAGGAGAUGAAGUUCUACGCACAGCACGUGGAGACUGGCCCACAUCUGGAGAAAAUGAUGGAAGAACUGCGUACAGAGAUGACAGACACCCCCCCUCUCCAGGGCGCCUACACCCCGCGCAAGGGAGACCUGUGUGCCGCAAAGUUUGUGGAUGAGGAAUGGUACCGUGCCAGAGUGGAGAAAGUGUCUGGGAACCAAGCCAACGUCUUGUAUGUGGACUAUGGGAAUAGAGAGGUGAUCCCAGCAGCCAGACUCGCCGCCCUGCCCUCCUCAUUCCACAGCCUCCCCAUCCAGGCCCAUGAGUACCAGCUGGCCUUCAUCACCGUGCCAGAGGAUCCUGAAGCUAAGAAAGAUGCCCAGGAAGCCUUCCUGAAGGACGUGCUGAACCAACAGCUGGCGCUGAACGUGGAGUACAAGAACCAGGGUCAGGACAUGGUCAUCAUUCUCACCUCCGACAAGAACACGGACAUCGGGCUGGGGCUGGUCAAGGACGGGCUGGUCAUGGUGGAGACACGCCGCGAGAAAAGGCUGCAGAAACUGGUCAAUGACUACAAGAAGGCCCAAGAAGCAGCCAAGAAUGCCCGGCUGAACCUGUGGCAGUAUGGUGACUUCACCGCCGAUGAUGCCGUGGAGUUCGGCUACAAGCGCUGAGUGGCACUCCGCAACCAAGCACAGCAGCACAAGAUGGAACAUAGGGUCUUCCAAUUGAUAAACAGUUCUGCCCGAGAGAGAGUACACUUUUCCAGAGAAAAUCCUAUAGUCUACUAGUUUAGUUUACACAGUAAAAAUGAAAUUUGUAGUCACUAUUCUAUAACUACAAUGUAAUAAGACAAAAAAUUGAUAAAAUAACAAAAAGUCGCAAUAACAACUGUUUACGUUUUGUAUGAUUUGACAAAUAAUUACCGCUUAAAGCUGCAAAUGAAAGUCAUAAUGCUUUAUAGGAAUGACACACUUAUUAAGGCUAUUUUCACUUGAAAUAAAUGUUUCUGAAUCUGAGAUCACUUUUAAUGGAAUUUUAUUAAGCAGUAUUUAAAUUAUUGCUACUCAAGACGCUAACUUAUGACUUGAUCUAUAUCUGGCAUAAUACACCGGCAAGUAACAAUAUAUUAAGAAACAGUGGCUAACAUUUAUGGUACAAUUUUGCCUAUGAUGUUGACCGUAUGGCCAAAUCUCUUUUUCUGUAAUAUUUUGAUAAAGUCUUUGCCAAAGAAAUAUAAGCUUCAAUUAUUAUUCUUGACAAGUAUUAAGAAUAAGAUAAAGCAAAACUGAAAAUUAGCAAAGUAGGAUACUUGAUACUUGAAUGUAAUAGAAAGUAUAAAGAGAGUGAGACAAUAUGAAUUUGUUGACUAUACAGUAUAAUUAUGUUUUCAUUUUCCAUUCCAAUAUAGUAGCAAAUACAAUAAAGGUUUCUAUGAAAGAAUGACCUUAAGAAUGAACUGUAGGGAAAAGUUGUACAAGGGGGACUUCAGAAAUAAACAGAACUGUGCAAGAAAA